Molecule: messenger RNA, 369 nt
Organism: Protopolystoma xenopodis
Lineage: Eukaryota; Metazoa; Platyhelminthes; Monogenea; Polystomatidea; Polystomatidae
Source: the annotation of a GenBank genome assembly
AAUAUUGUUUCUUCGGUAGAUCUCGGGUGUCGAAUAGAACUCCGCCGUCUUGUUCUUCAUGUUCGAAGUGCGGAAUAUAAUCCAAAGAGGUUCCCUGGUGUCGUUAUCCGUCUGCGAGAUCCAAGAUGUGCUUGCCUCGUUUUUUCUACCGGAAAAUUAGUUUGCAUGGGUGCACGAUCCGAGAGUGAUUCAAACUUAGGCGCUCGAAAAUGUGCGCGCAUUGUCCAGAAGCUCGGCUUUGAUGUUCACUUCAUUAACUUUAAAAUUCAAAACAUCGUCGCAUUGGUUGAUUUCCGUUUUCCGAUCCGAUUAGAAGGUUUGCUCUUGGCUAACGAACAAAUGACACAGUACGUUUCACAUAUUCUUUAG